This is a messenger RNA of Marmota flaviventris (yellow-bellied marmot), 963 nucleotides long. RefSeq names its product olfactory receptor 10C1-like. Gene Ontology annotation, molecular function: olfactory receptor activity; G protein-coupled receptor activity. Gene Ontology annotation, biological process: G protein-coupled receptor signaling pathway. Gene Ontology annotation, cellular component: membrane. NCBI's taxonomy places the organism in Eukaryota, Metazoa, Chordata, Mammalia, Rodentia, Sciuridae. The record is from RefSeq and is a predicted model, not a curated record.
AUGUCUGGCUCUGAGCCCACAAUGAGUGGAAACCAGUCUCUCUGCACUAAAUUCACAUUUGUGGCUUUUUCCUCUCUAGCAGAGUUACAACCUGUCCUCUUUGUUGUGUUCCUAAUUGUCUACUUAUUUACCAUGUGUGGAAACCUCCUCAUCAUCUACCUGAUCUGGGUCACCCCUUUCCUGCACACCCCCAUGUAUUUCUUCCUGGUGAAUCUCUCCAUUUUGGAGAUGUGCUAUAUCACCAGCGUGGUGCCUCAGAUGCUGGUGCACCUGCUGGUGGAGACCAAGACCAUAAGUGUGGGAGGCUGUGCAGCCCAGAUGUAUGUAUUUGCCAUCUUGGGACUGACAGAAUGCUGUCUGCUAGCAGCCAUGGCUUAUGAUCGCUUUGUGGCUAUUUGUCACCCACUACAUUACACUCUCCUGAUGAGCCCUCCUGUCUGUUUGAAAUUGGCUGCAGUGUCUUGGAUCACUGGGGUGGUGGUGGAGUCAGCUCAAAUCACCUGGAUCUUCACUCUGCCCUUCUGUGGAACAGGAGAGAUUCAGCAUUUUUUUUGUGACAUCAUGCCUGUUGUGAAGCUGGCUUGUGUUGAUACCUCCCACAAUGAGAUUGUGUUGUUUGCUAUUUCUGUGCUCUUUAUUAUGAGUCCUUGUCUCCUCAUUUUGUGCUCCUAUCUGCGCAUUCUUCGAACCAUCUUGAGAAUCCCUUCAGCAACUGGCAGACACAAAGCUUUCUCCACGUGUUCCUCUCACAUUCUGGUUGUUUCUCUGUUUUAUGGCACUGCCUUGUUCACUUAUCUCCAACCCAAGAGUGCACACACUCCAGACACAGACAAGACAACUGCCCUCAUGUACACAGUGGUCACACCUGCUCUGAAUCCUGUUAUCUACACUUUGAGAAACAAGGAAGUGAAGGAAGCCUUUCAAAGGGUGACACACAGGAACCCUCUUAGGCAAGUGGACUAA